UGGACUUUGACACCACGGACUGUUCCAUAGCCUCGGAUUAUCAGCUUUAACUUCACCAUAUACAUAUGUAGCUUUCUCCUGAAGAGUCGAGAUUUGUAUUAUUAUAAGACGACUGGAUGGCCUGAAGUUCAGUGCGCUCGUGACUAUUAUGUGGACUAUCUGCCUUUUGUUUGUGCCCCUUGUGGCGGCCAGCUCCAAUACAAGACUUCUAAAUGGCAUCCUUAAUCAUGUGGACAAGGAAGCCAGUCCCUGCGAAAAUUACUACAAUCACGCCUGCGGCGAGUACAACAUUCGUCACAUCAACGACUCCUUCUUCGACAUUAUACAAAUGCUGGAUCACCAGGUUAACCAGAACUUGGUAAAACUAAUGGACGAACUAGAGCGAAGUUCUCAAUCGCCGCUCUUUACGGCAUCCAGUGUAGAUGGCAAGGUCCUUCGUUACUACCUCAGUUGCCGUGGAGCACCGCGAAAUAUGGGAGAUUUGGGCCAGUAUCUGAAACUAGUUUCCCCAGGAGAAGGACUCACAUGGCCCCAGUUCAUCAUGAAUGGUAGUUCUUGGCCUCAGAAAGAAUUUAAAUGGCUUGACACCCUGGCUCAUCUGCAUCGCUACGGUCUAACUAACGUUUUUUUUAAACUUGACGUGGUGCCAAACCCACGAAAUGCGAGCGAGUACCUGGUCGAAUUAGAUGUUCCCACAUUUGUAGAUGAAUCCCAACUGCCGAACAGUUUUAUUGAAAUUCUAUCAAUUUUCUAUAUCAUGAAAGUCCCUUCCAGUGAUAUUAUUUCUCUGGCGCGAAAAAUACGGAAGCUAGAAUUGUCGGUUAAAGCGAUAAUCAAUCCGAACGACAUAUUGAAUGCAUAUAUCAAUAUUCGCGACUUGGAGAGAGAAUCUGGUCACAACUGGCAGCGAUUCUUUGAGAUUUUAAUAGGUGCCAGCGCAUCCCCAGAGCUCCAAGUGUUGGCGCGCAAAUUUGGGUACUUUUCUGUUCUCAAGGAACUAAUAGACAAACAGGAUGCCCGGGUGGUGGCCACCUACAUAAUGAUCCGAUUUGCAAGAUUUCUAUUUGAUGAAUUCACGAACACCAGAGAAUCCAUGGAUUGUGUAUCCCAUGUGCGCCGCAACUUGAAUUUGGCUGCAAGCAUGCUCUACAAGGAGCGAUUUUUUGAACCCUCCGCAUUCAGUGCCAGCUUCGUGGAAAUUAACAACAUGUUCGAGGAACUACGCCGUCAGUUUCUGCUGAAAGUCGAUCAAAAUCAUCUAGAUUUGACUGCUUGGCAGAAGAACUUCGUCGUUAGGAAGGCAGAGAAAGUUGAGAUCAACGUUGGGAAUUUGCCAAAAACCAAUGAUCUCCGCAACUUCGUCAGCCAGUACUACCAAGACCUGAAAUUUCCCACUGGUCAGCUAGAUUUCCAUCAAGAGCACCUCGGGGUGCUGCAGUUUCGCACCCAAAAGAUGUUGGCCCAAAUCCAGGAAAGCGCACUGAGAGGAGGAGGAUAUUUUCACAUACUGGAGCCGAGCAGUGCCAUUGCCUCCACCUCGUACUAUAUGUUGCGCCCGAAUGUGAUUAUAGUCCCACUUGGGCUGCUGCAAGAACCAUUUUUCCAGCCGGAUAGCGAUGAAGUUUUCAAAUACAGCCUGAUGGGAUAUAUUUUGGGACAUCACUUGAUAAGCGCCUUUGAUACUGAAGGCAUUACAAUUGACACCGACGGAAACGAUCAACAAUUUAGAUCGCAACGUUUUGAAGAAGGAGUCACUUGCUUGUCACGCAAUGGAAAGAACAUAGAUGAAAGCAUGGGGGAUAUUGCUGGUCUGGAACUCGCCUAUUCUGCAUACUCUAAAAAGGCAAAGAAUCGAAACCGUUUGGACUUUACCCAUUUGCCACCGGAGCAGAUAUUCUUCCUAAACGCCGCCCAGUUCUUCUGCGGCAAUAGCGAUAUGUUGAAUCAGUACGAGGAAUAUGAAGUGCGUUUACAGAGAGCUGUCGACGGGUUUGAGCCAUUUGACAAGGCUUUUGGAUGUAGCCGAAUUAAGCCUCAGCACGAGAGGUGUCGGUUGUGGUGAAUACCCCGUAUAUAGGCUAAGAAAUACACAUUUUUUUAUAGUACUCACAUUAUUUGAAGCAUUUUAUUGUAAAAAAGUUAUGUAUACUCAAACAAUCACAACAAUCUGUAUUUUAAAAUAA
Messenger RNA from Drosophila yakuba, 2183 nucleotides. RefSeq names its product membrane metallo-endopeptidase-like 1. Gene Ontology annotation, molecular function: metalloendopeptidase activity. The transcript has a single exon. Gene Ontology annotation, cellular component: plasma membrane. Lineage: Eukaryota; Metazoa; Arthropoda; Insecta; Diptera; Drosophilidae. Gene Ontology annotation, biological process: protein processing. The record is from RefSeq and is a predicted model, not a curated record. Bases 149 to 2062 code for a protein of 637 amino acids.